Molecule: messenger RNA, 819 nt
Organism: Parnassius apollo (apollo)
Lineage: Eukaryota; Metazoa; Arthropoda; Insecta; Lepidoptera; Papilionidae
Source: the annotation of a GenBank genome assembly
AUGACUGACAAUGACGAUGAUCAUGACGAUGACGAUGACGAUGAUGAUGAUGAUUACGAUGACGAUGACGAUGAUGAUGACGAUGAUGAUGAUGGAGACGAAGACGAUUACCAUGACAAAGACGAUGAUGAUGACGAUGACGAUGAUGAUGACGAUGACGAUGACGAUGAAGACAAUGACGGUGACGAUGAUGAUGAAGAUUACGAUGACGAUGACGAAUAUGAUGAUGACGAUGACGAUGUCGAUGAUGAUGACGAUGACGAUGAUGAUGACGAAGACAAUGACGAUGAUGAUGAUGACAAUGAUGAUGAUGAUGACGGUGACGAUGACAAUAGUGAUGACAAUGACGAUGAUGAUGACGAUGACGAUGAUGAUGAUUACGAUGACGAUGAUGGAGACGAAGACGAUGACGAUGACGAUGAUGAUGAAGAUUACGAUGACGAUGAUGAUGAUGAUGAUGAUGAAGAGGACGAUGAUGAUGAAUAUGACAAUGACGAUGAUGAUGACGAUCACGAAGAGGACGAUGACGAAGACGAAGACGGUGACGAUGAUGCUGAAAAUAAUGACGAUGACGAUGAUGAUGAUGAUGACGAUUACAGUGAUGAUGACGAUGUCAAUGACGAUGAAAUUGACCUUGACGAUGUCGAUGACGAUGACGAUGACGAUAAUGAUGACAAUGACGAUGAUGAUGAUGACGAUGAUGGCGAUGACGGUGAUGGAGACGAAGACGGUGACGAUGAUGAAGAUUACGAUGACGAUGACGAUUAUGAUGAUGAUGACGAUGAUGAUUGGUGCACCAUGGGAGAGAAUAGUCAUUGA